AUGGCUACAGCAAACGACGACGCACUAUGGAAAGGGGAACUCCCGCAAGCGAAAUAUUUGGAAACGCUUGACGAAGGUGCCAACAUCUCGGUGGAUUAUGGUGACAUUGAACUGCCGGAAUGGUACGAUGAUGCGAAAGUUAAAAGAGCACAGGAGUUCUUCAAGCGUAACUUUUACGCCAUGUUCGUCGGGAAGCUGUGCGGAUUGCUUGCCAUCGUUACGGUACCUACGAUUUUGCGCAUCUUGGUGCACACAAAUCAAUCGUCCGAACCGCGAACAGCCUAUCGCCGUUAUGUUGCAACCAUAAUGCAUACCCUGGAGUGGUACUACGAGGAUAUGGUUCCUACGUCAAGAUCCUGGAAAUCGAUUGCCUUCGUAAAGAAAACGCAUGCCGGGAUUAGCAAACAGGCGGCCACCGUACGGUCAGGAAUGAUCAUUUCCCAGCGCGAUAUGGCGAUCACGCAGUUCGGCUUCAUCGGUUAUGUUAUUAUAAGCUACCGCAAGCUCGGCAUACCUUUCGACCCAAAAGAUAUGGAAGCAUUCGUUCACUUUUGGCGCGUUAUCGGACACAUGAUGGGCAUCGAAGAGAGAUUCAACGCCUGUACGGAUCAGUUCGAAACGACCGAGCAGCGAAUGGCACUGAUCGCGAACGAAGUCCUAAAACCGGCCCUACUAAACCACACGGCCGAGUUCGUAAAGAUGGGUAAAGCACUCAUCGAAGGUCUGUGGUGCUUUAAUCCCUUCAUCGAGUUCGAUAGCUUUCUUUUCCUUACGAUGCGUUUGAACAACAUCCCUGGCUACCAUUACUGGGACGAUGAGGUAGGACCGGAUGCAAAGUUAUCCGAGGUGCGCCAUUACGAGCGUUUUAGCCGUUACGCACGGUUUUUGCUUUGUUGUGUGUGCUACAUUCAUUCGGUACUGCUGUACAUUGCCGCGUUCCGGUGGUACUUUAACGCGCAGAUGAUUAUGUCUCGAUUUUUGAUCACAUACUUCCCGUUUCUGGCCUUUAUCCAGUUCGGUGUAACAGACGCGUACGUUAGAAUAUUGAAAUGA
Messenger RNA from Anopheles maculipalpis, 1053 nucleotides. RefSeq names its product rubber oxygenase-like. NCBI's taxonomy places the organism in Eukaryota, Metazoa, Arthropoda, Insecta, Diptera, Culicidae. The transcript is spliced from 6 exons. Bases 1 to 1053 code for a protein of 350 amino acids. The record is from RefSeq and is a predicted model, not a curated record. Gene Ontology annotation, molecular function: oxidoreductase activity.